GAAGUUCAGUAAAUAAUGUACAAAAUUACCACAUUGUGCGCAAUAAUCGUUGCGUUUAUUAUAAACGCCGAGGCCAACGAUGCGGGCGACGGGACGGCCACCACAGCUGCCGCCACCUCCGGCGCGUCCGAGGAGUACCACCUGUUUGCCUGCACCCAAGCCAAUCACAAUGAGCAUUUUGAUAAAAUGACCGCGUACCUGACCCACAUGAUACCAUUCCUCGAGUUUAUGGUACAGCACUCGGCGGACACCGUUGGCGACGAGCAUAAGAAACAUAAGGAUGACCUCAAGGCAAUGGUCACCCACUUUAAGAAGUAUAACGAGACGGCGGUGGCGCUCAAGACCAAGUGCGAUGAUAAGGCCACUACGAUUGACCAGUGCUGUACCGAUAUUAAACAGUUGGAGAAAACUUUUCAUGAUGAAAUGGACAAGUAUGAGCACCCCGAUCAUAAGGCUUGA
Medioppia subpectinata is the source of this 459-nucleotide messenger RNA. NCBI's taxonomy places the organism in Eukaryota, Metazoa, Arthropoda, Arachnida, Sarcoptiformes, Oppiidae. The record is from the annotation of a GenBank genome assembly.